CCACACACACGCAGUGGGUUCUUUCUUUCGGUUGCAGAAACAUCGACGAUCGUCAUCUUACUCUCUUCAGAAACCAAGAAAAACUCUCGGGGGCGAAUACCAUAGAAACCAGAAGGCAAAAGCAAUGGAAGAGAGCAGCAACAGCAACACCGCCGCUAGCAGCGUCGCCCAAGCCAUUGCCGUAGCUCUCGACUGGAGCUCCACUCCCGACGCCCGCAAAGCAGCCGUUGCUUUCCUCGAAUCGAUUAAGACCGGAGAUGUGCGGAUUUUGGCAAACACUGCGUUUCUUCUAGUGAAGAAGGAUUGGUCUUCCGAAAUUCGGUUGCAUGCAUUUAAGAUGUUACAGCAUUUGGUCCGAUUGCGGUGGGAAGAACUAAGCCCUACAGAGCGUAGAAACUUUGCAAAUAUCACAGUUGAUUUAAUGUCUGAUAUUGCAAGUCCUAGUGAGGAGUGGGCUUUAAAAAGUCAGACAGCAGCCCUGACUGCCGAGAUGGUUAGAAGAGAAGGACUAAAUCUAUGGCAAGAAUUGUUUCCAACUUUGGUUUCAUUAUCCUCCAAGGGUCCUAUUCAAGCUGAGUUGGUCUCCAUGAUGCUAAGGUGGCUUCCUGAAGAUAUUACUGUUCACAAUGAAGACUUGGAAGGAGAUCGGAGAAGGCUAUUGCUGCGUGGGCUGACCCAAUCUUUACCUGAAAUUUUGCCUUUAUUAUACACUUUACUAGAGAGGCACUUUGGAGCUGCGUUGAGUGAAGCAGGAAAACAACAAUUUGACCUUGCAAAACAACAUGCAGCAACAGUAACAGCUACUUUGAAUGCUGUUAAUGCAUAUUCUGAAUGGGCUCCAUUGCCUGAUCUUGCUAAAUCUGGUAUAAUUCAUGGAUGUGGUUUCUUACUUUCUUCACCUGACUUUCGUCUUCAUGCUUGUGAGUUUUUCAAACUUGUUUCCCAAAGGAAGAGACCUAUUGAUGAUACCUCUGCUCCCGAAUUUGAUUCUGCAAUCAGUAAUAUCUUUCAAAUAUUGAUGAAUGUCUCCAAAGAAUUUUUGUACAUAUCUAGCUCCGGUACUGGGGUAAUUGAUGAAAGCAAUAUUGAGUUUGUGGAAUAUAUAUGUGAAAGUAUGGUGUCUUUGGGUUCCACAAACUUGCAAUGUAUUGCUGGUGAUAGAGCUGUGCUACCACUUUAUUUGCAACAGAUGCUGGGGUUUUUCCAACAUUUUAAGCUAGCUCUUCAUAUUCAAUCUCUCAACUUUUGGCUGGCGCUAAUGAGAGACUUGAUGUCAAAGCCAAAGGCUGUUGCUCACUCAGCUGGAGAUGGUUCUGAUCCGGUCGAUUUUGAAAAGAGAAAAAUCUUAAGUUUUUUGAAUGAUGAAAUAUGUAGUGCAAUUCUGGAUGUAUCUUUCCAACACAUGCUCAAGAGAGAAAAAGUAAUUCACGGAACAACAUUUUCUUUGGGGCAGUUGGAAUUAUGGAGUGAUGAUGUUGAGGACAAGGGGACUUUUGGCCAGUAUCGUUCAAAGUUGUUAGAACUGAUCAAGUUGGUUGCCUUAUACAAGCCUCUUAUAGCCGGUUCUAAAGUUUCUGAAAGAAUUGAGACAAUCAUCAAAAGCCUCUUGCUUUCUCCAAUGCCUGCUCAGGACUUAGCUGUGAUGGAAAGCAUGCAGUUGGCUUUAGAAAAUGUUGUAAGCACUAUUUUCGAUGGUUCAAAUGAAAUUGCCGGGGGUCAUUCUGAGGUUCAACUUGGACUAUGCAGAAUAUUUGAAGGUUUGCUUCAGCAACUUCUUUCUCUGAAAUGGACUGAGCCAGCUCUUGUGGAAGUACUUGGGCACUACUUGGAUGCAAUGGGUUCAUUUUUGAAGUAUUUUCCGGAUGCCGUGGGCAGUGUCAUUAAUAAAUUAUUUGAGCUCCUAAACUCGCUCCCUUUUGUUGUUAAGGAUCCAUCUACAAGUAGUGCACGGUAUGCAAGGCUGCAAAUCUGUACAUCGUUUAUUCGUAUCGCCAAAACUGCUGACACAAGUGUUCUGCCUCACAUGAAGGGUAUAGCUGACACCAUGGCGUAUAUGAAAAGUGAAGGUUCUUUACUUCGUGGUGAACACAAUCUCUUAGGUGAAGCGUUUCUUGUCAUGGCUUCUGCUGCUGGAAUUCAGCAGCAGCAAGAAGUUCUGGCCUGGUUACUAGAACCUUUAAGCCAGCAAUGGACGCAGAUUGAGUGGCAAAAUAAUUAUCUAUCUGAACCACUUGGUCUUGUUCGCUUGUGCUCCGAGACCCCAGCUAUGUGGUCAGUUUUCCACACUAUCACAUUCUUUGAGAAGGCACUUAAGAGAAGUGGAACCAGAAAAGCCCAGUCAAAUCUACAACACAAUUCAACAGAAAGUUCUAUGCCCUUGCACCCAAUGGCUUCUCAUCUAUCAUGGAUGCUGCCACCUCUUCCAAAACUGUUUCGUGUCUUACAUUCCCUUUGGUCUCCAUCUGUAUUCCAAAUAUUACCUGGAGAGAUUAAAGCUGCAAUGACCAUGAGUGAUGUUGAGAAAUUCAGUCUUCUUGGUGAAGGAAACCCUAAAUUGCUAAAGGGUACCAUAGCCUUCGCCAAUGGAUCCCAGAUCAGCGCAAGUAAGGAAGGAUAUGUGGAGUCAAAUGAAUCAGACAUACGAAAUUGGUUGAAAGGUAUCAGAGACAGUGGGUACAAUGUAUUGGGCCUGGCAACCACUGUUGGGGACUCAUUUUACAAAUGUUUGGAUAGUCAAUCUGUUGCUCUAGCUCUAGUGGAGAAUAUACAUUCAAUGGAAUUCAGGCAUAUCCGGCUGCUUGUUCAUUCAGUUUUGAUUCCUUUGGUUAAAUUUUGUCCUGUGGAUUUGUGGGAGGCAUGGUUGGAAAGGCUCUUGCUCCCAUUAUUUCAACACUCCCAACAGGCUCUCAGUUGCUCCUGGUCUGGUCUUCUACAUGAAGGGAGAGCAAAGGUCCCAGAUGCCCAUGCCAUACUAGCUGGGUCGGACUUAAAAGUUGAAGUAAUGGAAGAAAAGCUACUUAGGGAUCUAACACGGGAGAUUUGUUCACUCCUCUCUGUUAUAGCUUCGCCGCAGCUAAAUACUGGGCUUCCUUCCUUGGAGCACUCAGGGCAUGUUCAUCGUGUUGACGUAUCUUCCCUCAAAGAUUUGGAUGCGUUCGCAUCAAGCUCCAUGGUUGGUUUCCUUUUAAAGCACAAAGGUCUUGCCCUUCCAGCGCUGCAGAUAUGUUUAGAAGCUUUUACAUGGACAGAUGGUGAAGCCAUGACAAAAGUUUCUUCCUUUUGUUCUUCUUUGAUUGGUUUAGCGGUAUCGACAAAUAGUGUGGAGCUCCUACAAUUUGUUUCUAAGGAUCUAUUUUCUGCAAUUAUCCAAGGUUUAGCCCUUGAGUCAAAUGCUUUCAUAAGUGCCGAUUUGAUUGGUCACUGUCGUGAUAUAUACAUACAUCUUUGUGAAAGAGAUCCAACUCCUAGGCAGAUACUGCUCUCGCUCCCUUGUAUCAAACAACAUGAUUUGAUUGCGUUUGAAGAAGCUUUGACAAAGACAUCUAGUCCCAAAGAACAAAAGCAACAUAUGAAAAGCUUGCUUGUCUUAGCUACUGGAAACAAGUUAAAAGCGCUUGCUGUUCAGAAAAGCGUCAACGUCAUAACAAAUGUAUCAACGAGGCCUCGCAGCACGGCCAACACCAAAGAAACCCGAGCGGACGAUGGAGAGACUGUUGGGCUGGCAGCCAUAUUGUGAUGCAUGUGUGAUGUGUUGUACAGAAAUCAAAUCAAACUCGAAGGAAAACAUGUUUGGAAUAUGAUGAGGUACGAGAGCUGUUUCUUUUUUUUCGGCCAGAGGUCUACGGAACUUUGUCCACUCCCGGAAGCUACCUCGAAUACAAGAUUGAUCGUUUGGAAGUGUUCCAUGACACUGUUAUGUUGUAUUGUAUUGCCAUGGAAAUUAGGAUUUCAAAACUGAAAUUUCAUUGUAUAGCACUAAUCAGAAAACAGAGAGAAAAAAGGUUUGGCAGAUUAGAACAUAAACACACCGGGCAGUUGCCGUUUAACGUUGGUUUGUUUGGAGCUCAAACCAAAACUUUCAUGUGCA
Pyrus x bretschneideri (Chinese white pear) is the source of this 4087-nucleotide messenger RNA. RefSeq names its product protein HASTY 1. Gene Ontology annotation, biological process: protein export from nucleus; RNA export from nucleus. Gene Ontology annotation, molecular function: RNA binding; nuclear export signal receptor activity. Gene Ontology annotation, cellular component: RNA nuclear export complex; nucleus; cytoplasm. Bases 125 to 3736 code for a protein of 1203 amino acids. The transcript is spliced from 22 exons. Lineage: Eukaryota; Viridiplantae; Streptophyta; Magnoliopsida; Rosales; Rosaceae. The record is from RefSeq and is a predicted model, not a curated record.